AUGCAAGAUAACCUGAAUGUGGAGUACUGCUAUAACUCGGACAAUGUCACCUGUAUCAAAGAAGUUCGUCCACUGUACCUCGCUGUGACACUUUACGCUCUUGCCGCAAUAGCGGUGCUUCUUACAUUUUGUGGUAAUCUGACGGUGAUUAUUUCAAUCUCUCAUUUUAAGCAACUCCACACACCAACGAAUUUGCUUGUAUUGUCACUAGCAGCAGCUGACUUUUUAGUGGGAGUCAUUAUAAUGCCAUUCAUGGUUAUUCAGUCCAUUGAAACGUGCUGGUAUUUCGGAGAUGUGUUUUGUUUUAUAUAUACAAUGUUUCUCAUAUUUCUAACUACUGUUUCUAUGAUAAAUUUGGUAAUAAUUGCAAUUGACCGUUAUAUUGCAGUAAGUGAUCCGUUGCUAUAUUCUACCAGAGUGACUGUUCGAGUUGCUUCUUUGUGUGUUGCGGGGAUCUGGACAGCAUCCCUGUGUUAUGGAUUUGCUGUUAUGUUUUCAAAUGGAAAUAUGGAAGGCGUUAUUGGAGUAGAUCCUUGUCCGGGAGAUUGUCUGUUAGCCUUUAAUUCGGCCUGGGGGACGGUUGAUCUUGUGUGUUCAUUUCUUUUGCCGGUUUUUAUUAUGGCAACUCUAUACUCAAAAAUUAUUAUCAUUGCUAAGAGACACGCAAGAGCAAUUUCAACCCAGCAGAAAUCUCACACGGAAGGAGCGAACAAGAAGAUAUCAAAGAAGUCAGAAAGAAAAGCUGCAAAAACUUUGGGAAUAGUUGUGGCUGUAUUUAUUCUUUGCUGGUUACCGUUCUAUAUAUGCACGGUCCUUAAUCAGUUCAUUAAUUUUUCGGUUCCUUCAGUUGUAUCUUGUGCUUUCUUGUGGUUAGCUUACCUGAACUCAUGCAUUAACCCGAUUAUUUAUGCCUUGUUUUAUCCGUGGUUUCAGAAGUCACUAAAAAUGCUGGUGACAUUUAAAAUAUGCAGUCCAGGAUCUUCUGUGAUACAUCUGAUCCCUGAACAUUAA
This is a messenger RNA of Polypterus senegalus (gray bichir), 1011 nucleotides long. RefSeq names its product trace amine-associated receptor 13c-like. Gene Ontology annotation, molecular function: trace-amine receptor activity. Gene Ontology annotation, cellular component: membrane. The transcript has a single exon. The coding region runs from base 1 to 1011 and encodes 336 amino acids. The record is from RefSeq and is a predicted model, not a curated record. Lineage: Eukaryota; Metazoa; Chordata; Cladistia; Polypteriformes; Polypteridae. Gene Ontology annotation, biological process: G protein-coupled receptor signaling pathway.